AUGAUAAAUGCUUCGGUUGGCAAUACCGCAGCUGAAAUAACAGGAAACCACUUCAAGAUAGAUCAGCAUUCCCUUAUAUGUAUCAUUUUGUGUUUUAGGUGUCUUUUAAGCUUGGCACUAUCUUUACAAGUAAUCCAAUUUGGAAAUGGCUGUGAGGGGGAGAACCGUGAUGAUAACCCAGACCAGAAAAAUCCAAACACUUCCUUAACCACCUUUAAUGAUAUAAAUAAUCUCAAUUCUGAGAGGAGAAGGAGGAACCCCUCUGAAGUCUUACCUUUCAUUGGGCUUACAGAUGCCAGAAAACUGAACAGAAGCUGCUGUCAGAAUGGAGGGACCUGUUUCCUGGGGAGUUUUUGCAUAUGUCCAAAACACUUUACUGGCAGACACUGUGAACGUGAUAAACGGAUCAGUAGCUGCGGUGCCAUUGGUCAUGGAGAGUGGACCCAGGAAGGAUGUUUGUUCUGCCAAUGUGUUUAUGGGAUUCUGCACUGUUUCCCUCAAAACCAGGAAGAUGGUUGCGGUCCUACAAAGAAAAACAUGCCUGCUUGGAUUCAUCUUGGAAUGAGUUCUGAAGGACCAAAACUUCAACAGACAACAAACAUCCUUAUAGUUUCAUUACUGUUUCCUCUGCUUUGUCAGCUCCUCUAA
Malaclemys terrapin pileata is the source of this 648-nucleotide messenger RNA. Its product is annotated as cryptic protein-like. The transcript has 6 exons. The record is from RefSeq and is a predicted model, not a curated record. Bases 1 to 648 code for a protein of 215 amino acids. NCBI's taxonomy places the organism in Eukaryota, Metazoa, Chordata, Testudines, Emydidae.